GACACAAAUUGGAGUCCAUUCAAAUCUAAACCAAAAUAAAUAAAAAUUAUUAAAAUUACAUAUGGUCAAUUUGAGUCCGACCCAAUAUCUAUUACAUAAAACAUGACAAUUAAAUCAAAUGAGCUAAACGAAUUCUCAUUCUUAUCCAACCCACCUCGAACAAAUUAAUUGGUAUUUUCAGUUUGACCCCUCCUCCCUCUUUCUUUUACCCUUUCGGUUUCCUGGAUGGGAAAAAAUCAAAGGUGGAAAAAUCUAGUCAAGGCGGUUGAGUGAUUUGCUGCGCGCACUAGUCUCGCCGACGUAAAACAAAUUAUACGAACCUGCUAAUUUAACAAAAGAAACGUGCAUGGCAAUUAUUAACAGAGACCGCGCCCCUAUAGGUUUCGUUCCAUCAUUAUAAGAUCCCUUCGGGACCUCGAAUUAGACCUUUUUGCCUUCUCUCUCAAAUUGCGUUCUUGAUCUCAUACAUUAUUACUUCGUCUUUCUUCCACCAAGAACGAGAGAGAGAGGAGCGCACAACAUUCGUUCAAUCUCUCGUUUUUUUCGGUGCUGAGUGUCGCUCAUUACAGCGGCUGCAACACUCGCGGGUUUCGAUUUCGAAACCUGCGAGUGGAGAGGAUGGUGAUCGACCUUUCGUUAGUGACAAGAGAGAAACUUAUUAGACAAAUCUUGGUUUUUUUUCUUCUUCUCUCCUCUCUCUCUCUCUCUCUCUCUCUCUCUCUCUCUCUCUCUCUUUUGUGAGAGAUUGAUUGACUAGUAGAGUAUACUAAUUCCAAGAAAUUUGAUUAGGUCCCUUGAUUAAUUAAACUCCCCGCCGACGGUUCAGUUGAUCUCGCCGGCGGCUGGAACGUGCAUGCAUGGCUUACAAUGAAGUUCGUUCCCUUUAAACUACGUUACGUGCAUGGCAUGGCUAGUUGGCUACUAUUAAUUCCUAUAAUAAUUAUGUAACCUAAGCAUCGUUUAUUUAUCUAAAUAAAACAUCUCAACCAAUUAUGUUUUGGUGGUUAUCACCAGAGAUUUACUUCGAUUUGAAGACGGAUUAACAUAUAUAUAUAAAAAAAAUUCAAGAGUUAUCCAAAUAGAAUUUUGAAUUCAGGAGAAAUAUUUUUCAUUGUGAAAAUAUAUAAAUAUUGUAGAAACCGUGACCUAAACCAAUACGUUAAACUCCUGACUACGUACCUCUCCCACCACAAUUCAAACUCUCUCCGAUCAUGGAAGAAGCCCUGUCGCCACCGUCCUCCCUCACCGAACUCACCCGUUCGUCGUCGGCGGAGAGCUUUUCACCUCUCCCGGCGACGGUGGAGCUUCGGCUUCCCAAGGACGAAGGCGGCGGGGAGCUGGAGGAGGAUGUCAAUUUCAUCGAUCACGAAUACUUCGACUCGUUCCCUCCCGGCUACCGGUUCAACCCGUACGACGACGAGCUCGUCGAGCACUACCUCGCCAGGAAGGUGCUCGGCCAGCCCGUCCCGUUGAACAAGAUCGUGGAGGUCAAUCUCUACAAGUACAACCCCGAGGAACUGGCCGAGAAGUACAGGAACUGCGGGGAGAAUGAGUGGUACUUCUUCACGCCGAGGGACAGGAAGUACAAGCACGGGAAGCGGCCCAACAGGGCGGCGGGAGACGGGUACUGGAAGGCGACCGGAGCGGACAAGCCGGUUAGGAAGGCGAGCGGGGCGAAGGUUGGGUACAAGAAGGCUCUGGUCUUCUACAGAGGGAAGCCGCCGAGAGGGAUCAAGACCAACUGGAUCAUGCACGAGUAUCGCGUCGAGGAGCAACCCGCGCCGCGUCCGCGAGCUGACAACGGCGGAGCCCAUGACAUGAGGUUGGAUGACUACGUGCUGUGCAGAAUUUACAAGAAAGUUGGCAAUGGCGGUCUUAGACGAACUCCUCGACAGAGGGAAUUAGACUUGGCAGGCGACUUCUCGCCCGACAAUGUUGAUGGUACUGCUGAUCAUGACGAGCCUCGGGAUGCUACGAUCGUUGGCCAGACCGUCCACGAUCCCCCAACGACCGUAGAUAAUUUGUCGAUGGUAACAACUCACUACGCUAACCAGACACAUAUGGAGAUGAAUGUCGGUCACUUCGGAAGAAUCCAUUAUCCUCUGCAACAAACAUUUGCUGACGAUGACUUGAGCCUAAUCGAAGACUUCUGGGGACCGUCGCAUGGACAGUUGAUCAGCUAUGAUCAUCAUCUCGAUGAUCAUGUUGUGGCCGUCGAUGACCACUUGACUAGCCAUCCACAACAGCACCACGGUGCUAGUAGUUCUCUUUCUCUUGCAAUGACAACAUGGGACAGCUCUGCUCCCAGCCUAACCUUUGGAGCUUGUGAUAUUACCAAGCUAAGUUCUACCUAUAUGUAAAUACUUAGGAAAACUCUCUCGGUUUUUUUUUUCCGGAUCGAUAUGGAUUAAUUUUUAACUAUGUUAUUAUUCGGCUUUGAUAUUUCGAUUUGAUUUCGUUUCUGCAUAAUGUCGGUUGUAAAGUCUCCUGUUUAGAAGAGAGCAAACUGGUUUUCUCAUUGACAUGUUGUGUUAUUGGUCUCGGGAAGAGAAAGAAAGCUCUCUACUAAUA
Linum trigynum is the source of this 2571-nucleotide messenger RNA. The record is from the annotation of a GenBank genome assembly. Lineage: Eukaryota; Viridiplantae; Streptophyta; Magnoliopsida; Malpighiales; Linaceae.